Cheilinus undulatus (humphead wrasse) is the source of this 1816-nucleotide messenger RNA. It is a transcript of the gene iqck, whose product is annotated as IQ motif containing K. Bases 61 to 972 code for a protein of 303 amino acids. The transcript is spliced from 9 exons. The record is from RefSeq and is a predicted model, not a curated record. Gene Ontology annotation, molecular function: protein binding. NCBI's taxonomy places the organism in Eukaryota, Metazoa, Chordata, Actinopteri, Labriformes, Labridae.
CGACUACUUCCUUGGAAACCAGCGGGGCCCUGGCAACCGCUGUAUCAACCUGGGUGAGUAAUGGCGAAGACACUCGAUGCCAAAAAGUCACUUUGGCAACAAGUUUGUGAAGAGUAUGAAGCUGAGAAGCCCCGCCAUCCAGAUGAUGUGUGGACAGACAACAGCUCAGUGAGCACCCAGAUCUCCCAGUACAGUCCCAGUACUCACUCCCCAGUCUUUAAUGGACUCACUACAGCCCAGGAGUCUGUGUUUGGUGACCCUAUCAGAGACUUUGACCCUCUUCUCGGCCACCUGGCUCUCGCUGGCUACUCUGUGUUAGAAAAGCCUCAUCCUUCGUCUGCAGCUGAAAGCACAUCCCUAUAUGCAAGUUCUGUGCAGCGGUUUUUGGAGAGGAGAGUGUUUCCGGUGUUGUUGCCUGGACUAGAGGCUUUGCUGAAAGAAGCCCAGAAACAUGGCUGUUUUGAGAGGAAAAUCACAGCAUUUAACCCAUGUCACUUUCUAACUGAGUGGCUUUACAACCAUGACCCAAGCAGGCAGGAACAGAUCCCAGUGAGCUUCGAUGACAUCCCAUUUGUGAAGGACUGGCUCAGACUGCAUCCCAGGCCUCCCCUCCCUCUGUCUCAGCAGCUGAGUGAGGACCAGGCUGCUCUGAUGAUCCAGGCUUUCUGGAGAGGAUACAAGAUCAGGGCCCGCCCAGAUGUGCAGGAGCUGCGCCUGUGGCAGAAAGAACUGAGAGAGACCCGGGACAUUAGCAAAACUGUGGAGCGGUUCUGGGCCCAGCAGGAGAGCAGAGUCGGCUCUUCGAUGACAGAUCUUCCGGAGAGCCUUCAGCCUGGCAACUCAGACGUGUCCAUCCAGGUUGUGUCCCCCAGCCCCCAAAGCACUGUGGCCCACACCCCCACUGCCCAGAUGACCCCGGAGGCCGGUGAGUGGCUGAUGACCCCCAGCCUGCUGACGCCCUGCCCAAAAUGACCUCGCGGACUGAUUAUGUUUCUGUACGCAAGCCUGACAAAUCCCCAACUCCAUCUUUACCAGGAAGUGACGACCUCAGCCUUCUAUUAACUGAAAUCACUGCUGUGUACAAGGUUUGUGUGGUGUUUAAAGGCUAUUACACUCUGUUAGGUUGAUGUCAAAGUGACCAAAGUGAUCUGUCAAACACGCCAUUAAAAACGCCUGUAACCAGUAAGAUACGGCCAUGUGGGGAUUUAUGGUCUGAGAUCCGUGUCUAAUUAGUUGAUUGCUUUCAUUGCCUUUUUGAUGGAUCACUUCCCUUUACGAGUCUCACCCGACAAAUGAACAGCAUGCAGCACGGUUCACAUAUUAUACUGCUGGGAAAAAAGGCCUCCAGUAACCGACUUCAUAUUUCCUCUCAGCCCCUCCAGCUGAAAGCUCACUGGACGAUUAGCAGCUACUUCCUUCCCUUGUCAUGUCUGUUUUCCCCUGUAAUACAUAUCACACUGAAGAGGUUGGAGCAUUUGUGUUCAAGGCAGGAGCUGAGGUCAGACUGAAAGGUGACCCUGCAUGCAUUGCAGCACCCUAUGUCAGGGAAACAGAAUAUGAAAAAGAAGUUUAAUCAGAGCUGGCUGACAGGUGAUCGACAGAAACUCUGACCAAGCAGGAAAAGGAAAUCCAAUGAUCUCCAUUGAUCUUUCUAUUUCACGACAUGCUAAAAUAGCUCAGUUCUAAUCAAUCAGUCCUGAGAAACUGAUGAGGAUGAACAUAGCAGUGGUGGUCUCAGAAUGUUUCAGUGUCCGAAUUCUAAAAAAGUUGGGACACAGUGUAAAAUGUAAAUAAAAACAGAACGCAAUGAUUUACA